CCGAAAAGGACGACUCGAAUGAGCGCUUCUUGACGUCAUGGCUCACGGCCCUGCGCCUAGAGGCUCGGCGGCUGCUGCGUGACCAGCGCGAGCCCAUCUUCGACGGUGCCAUGGCCAACGUGCUGUACAUUGUGCCCCAGAACAUGCUCGUUUUCCCAGCGGGAGUGCUUCGGCCCACCCUGUUUUAUUCAAACGGUCCCGCGAGCCAUAACUACGGCGGCCUCGGUCAGAUAGCAGGUUCCGAGCUGAUGCGAGGCUUUGACGUCAAGGGCAUGGCAUACGACGAUGAAGGCGAAAAGCGCCCCUGGGGAACUACGGCUCAACGUGUCCAGUUGUCAUCGAAUGCAUUAUGCCUGAGCAAAUCAUUCUUAGAGCUGGUUGGUGACGAGGCGCCCAAGUCGCGCUUCAACGCUGCAGUGGAGCCCGACUUCGACCUCUUGGCAGACUUCGCCGGAUUACACGCGGCUUAUGCCGCUUUCCAGGAGCUCCCUCGUGAUGUGAGGCUGGUCUCGCUGCCUCAUACACCCCUGGACCCCGACCAGGCGUUCUUCGUGUCCCACUGUGAGAAGUGGUGCGAGUCGGCCGACCCUCCGGGAAGUCACCAACGAGGAAAGAUCCGUUGCUUGGCGCCCCUUGCCAACAUGCCAGCGUUCUCUAAAGCCUUCAACUGCGGCGCCGCAUCUCGAAUGAACCGAUCGCGGAAAUGCGUGCUGUGGUAG
This is a messenger RNA of Dermacentor silvarum, 719 nucleotides long. Its product is annotated as neprilysin-2-like. The annotation marks the transcript as partial. Gene Ontology annotation, cellular component: plasma membrane. Lineage: Eukaryota; Metazoa; Arthropoda; Arachnida; Ixodida; Ixodidae. The record is from RefSeq and is a predicted model, not a curated record. The transcript has 3 exons. Gene Ontology annotation, molecular function: metalloendopeptidase activity. Gene Ontology annotation, biological process: protein processing.